UGGGCCAUACGGAAAAACAAAGGAUAUCUCUGGACCAGAACAAACCAUGGCCUCAAGAAGACACAGUAUACCAGAAGCUCUGCGGGGGGUAACCAUGGUGGAGCUGGUGAAGAAAGAAGGCAGCACACUUGGCCUCACCAUCUCAGGAGGAACCGACAAGGAUGGGAAACCACGGGUAUCGAACCUACGGCCCGGAGGACUGGCGGCCAGGAGUGACCAGCUAAAUGUCGGUGACUACAUCAAGUCAGUGAAUGGCAUCAAUCUGACCAAGCUGCGGCACGAGGAGAUCAUCAGCUUAUUGAAGAACGUAGGCGAGAGAGUUCUGCUGGAGGUGGAGUAUGAACUGCCCCCCACAGCACCAGACAGCACCUCAGGGGUCAUAUCGAAGACAAUCGACAUCUGUUUGCACAAAGAGGGGAACAGCUUUGGUUUCGUCAUGAGAGGUGGUACACAGGAGGACUGGCACAGAUCACGCCCCCUGGUGGUCACCUACGUCAGGCCAGGAGGCCCUGCAGACAGAGAGGGCACGCUGCGUCCCGGUGAUCGUCUGCUCAGUGUGGACGGCGUGCCACUGCACAACGCCAACCACAGCGACGCCCUCAUCGUGUUGGCUCAGUGCGGUCAGGAAGCCCUGUUCCAGAUAGAGUACGACGUCACUAUCAUGGACACAGUAACAAACGCUUCCGGUCCACUAUUAGUGGAAAUCGCGAAGUCGCCGGGAGCAACACUGGGUAUCACGCUGACGUCGGCCAAUCAUCGAAACAAGCAGGUCAUUGUCAUCGACCGGGUCAAAGCUGGCAGCGUGGUGGACAGAUGUGGAGCGUUGCACGGAGGGGAUCACCUGCUGUCCAUUGACGGGACGUCGACAGAACACUGUACAGUCCUGGAGGCAACACAGCUACUAGCGAGCACAACAGAACUGGUCAAACUGGAAAUACUCCCCUCCCAUCAAACGAGGCUAACUGGGAAACAGCACGACACAGUGAAGGUUCAGAAGUCGGACCACCCCCACUCCUGGGACCCCUGUGUAAACUACUGUCACCCUCCAAACUCCACCCUCUGCAACACAAGCUCCACCCUCAACAAGUCGUGGACCGCCUCAAAUAACAACACCAUCAACAGCCUCGACUACUGCAAGUCUCUGGUAUCUGCCAGUUUCUCUCCCGGCUCUACGACCACGUCGGGCCCCAGCAGCCAGAGUUCCAGCACCUUGCCCAGGCCUACAGUUCCCAUGAGUCCACGUAACUCACUGCUCAAACGGCGGCAGAGAAAGAAAGAGCACAAAAGCUCCCUGUCCCUGGCGUCCAGUUCGGUGGGUCCGGGUGGUCAGGUCGUUCACGUAGAGACCAGCGAGGUCGUCCUAACAGGCGACCCCCUCAACGGCUUUGGUGUCCAGCUCCAGGGAGGAAUAUUUGCCACCGAAACACUGUCUGCACCUCCGCUCAUACGAUUCAUAGAGCCGGACAGCUCUGCAGAGAGGUGUGGCCUGCUCCAGGUCGGAGACCGCCUCCUGUCCAUCAACGGAAUCCCCACGGAGGACGGAACGCUGGAGGAGGCCAAUCAGCUCCUCCGAGAUGCGGCUCUGACCAAUAAGGUCACGCUGGAGAUAGAGUUCGAUGUAGCAGAGUCGGUGGUGCCCAGUAGCGGCACCUUCCACGUCAAACUGCCGAAGAAGAGAGGAGUGGAGCUGGGGCUCACCAUCAGUGUUCCCGCCAGUAAGAAAUCAGGCGAGCCCCUCAUCAUUUCUGAUAUCAAGAAGGGCAGCAUGGCCCACAGAACAGGAACAUUGGAGCCCGGUGACAAGCUGUUGGCCAUCGACAACAUCAGACUGGAGAACUGCAGCAGAGACGACGCGGAGCAGAUCCUCCAGCAGUGCGAGGAACUGGUCAAGCUAAAGAUCCGCAAAGAUGAGGACAACUCAGAUGAGCAGGAGACGUCAGGCAGCAUCAUCUACACAGUGGAGCUGAAGCGGUAUGGAGGCCCUCUGGGUAUCACCAUAUCAGGCACCGAGGAGCCUUUUGACCCCAUCACUAUAUCUGGCCUAACCAAGAGAGGCCUGGCCGAGAGGACAGGGGCUAUUCAUGUAGGUGAUCGGAUCCUGGCUAUCAACAGCGUCAGCCUCAAAGGCAAGCCGCUGAGUGAAGCCAUCCACCUGCUGCAGAUGGCUGGAGAGACGGUCACCCUCAAGAUAAAAAAACAGCUCGACAAGGAGAGGAAAGCAGCAGAGGUAGAAGACACGACGGAGAAUGAGCUCAGUGACCCCGAGGACGACGAUUUGACGGACAGCCAACAGACCAAUAAGCUUUCCGAGCUUACUUACGUGGACUCUGCCAUGGAGUCAUGGGAUGGCUCGGGGCUGGAUGCUGGAUAUGGCAGCCAGGGUACAUUCAGCAAUCAAGCGGCUGGUAUCGCCCUCCACCCUCAUGAGUGGCGUAGUGCCAAGCAGCAGCGCAGCACCACACCUCCUCCUGGGCACCGGAAGAACUACCCCUUCAGCGACGGAGGGUUCAGUGAGGAUGACUGGGACAAACCACCAGGAUUCAUUGGCCAACAACCAGACGGUAUUCUGUUGGAUCCGGAUGACAGUUUCUGGUGUCAGGCGCUUGAGGAUCUGGAGACCUGCGGCCAAUCAGAGCUACUCAGAGAGAUAGAGGCAUCCAUCAUGACAGGCACAGCCAUCAGUCUGGGGGUUGACGCUCCUACUCCAGACACCCACCUGCACCAGGAGGCCCAUUUCAACCAGGAGGCCAACCUCCACCAAGAUAACCAAUCCCCUCUCCUGCACCACGAGCCCAAACCCAAGGCCUCCUUGAGAGUGUCAGAGAGGACGUGGGAGUCUCGUCGAAUCAAAGAGGAGAUGCAGGGGAUUCUUUCCCCGACGCCUCUGGAACUGCACAAAGUAACAGUGAUAAAGGACCCAGAGAGCGACGACUUUGGUUUCAGCGUGUCAGACGGUUUCUUGGAGAAGGGAGUUUACGUCAACAUGAUCAGACCUGACGGGCCAGCUGACCGAGCCGGGCUCAAACCCUAUGACAGGAUCCUGCAGGUGAACCACGUGAGGACGAGGGACUUCGACUGCUGCCUGGCAGUGCCCCUCAUCACAGAGGCUGGAGACAGACUGGAGCUGGUCAUCAGCCGCAACCCACUGGCCAAUGACGACCCAGAGGACAAUAACAACACUUUGGACCACCCACUAGACCUGUAACAGACACACACAUACACACACACACACACACAAAGACACAUGAAUCUCUAGACAUACACACACAUGCGAUCACUCUGUCACACUCAGGCAGGAGACAUACUAUAACUGGUGUUGAAAUAUAAACUUAUAUCUACUGGAACUGACUGAAAGGCACAGACACACACACACACACACAAACACAAAUAAACAAACAAACAAACACACAAACAGACACACAACACACCACCGGCUUGCAAUAAUUCUACUCCAACACAAAGACUCCUGCAGGAACACACACACACACACACACACACACACAAACAUUUGCAUGCUCACACAGUCGCCGCCUCCCAUUCACACUGGCUUGAACUGCUGUCACACAGCAUAUUUCUCUACGGAAGCACUGCCAGAGUGCAGAAAAACCACCAGAGGCUCUCCUGACGACUGGCUUGGAGUCCUCCGUGUUGGUCCAACAUAAACAACCACUAACUUGGCACUUUAACCAGCCAUUCUAACUGAUUCUGACUCUUCAAAUCUUGUUUUUACUUAAAACAAAUGAAAAAAAAAAAACCUGAAAUUUGAGUGAGGUCAUUCCAGCUGUUAUUAAUGCCAGGCUACAGGUUUAUAGAAAUUUCCAGUGGGAUCUGCCUUAUUACACAACAUUGGUUGCGAUUUUAGGAAAUUUCAAGUGAAACUGAAUUGAUAAAGAGAAAAUUGCCUUGCUCAGUUUUCAGAUUUUAUUUGUUUUAAGGUUAAUGAGACUCGACAGAAGAUCUAACCAACUGUUUAUAAAGGAAUUGUUUUUUAUAUUGUGUCUGACUGUGGUCUAUACAGAUGUAGCCAUUGUAGAAGUCCAUAUUGCUGCUAAGAGUCUGCUCAAAUACUGCUGCUC
Molecule: messenger RNA, 4076 nt
Organism: Xiphias gladius (swordfish)
Lineage: Eukaryota; Metazoa; Chordata; Actinopteri; Istiophoriformes; Xiphiidae
Gene: grip2b
Product: glutamate receptor interacting protein 2b
Exons: 26
Coding region: 47-3205 (1052 amino acids)
Biological process (GO): neurotransmitter receptor transport, endosome to postsynaptic membrane
Molecular function (GO): protein binding
Source: RefSeq, a predicted model, not a curated record